AUGUCUCUCUCUCCCUGCCGGGCCCGGAGGGGCUUCAGUGCUCGCUCAGCCUGUUCUGCCCAAUCGGUGGGCCGAAGCAGGGCUGGCUUCAGCAGCAGGAGCCUCAGUUCCUUUCGGGGGUGCCGAGGAGGCUCUCGUGGAAGGACCUGGGGUUCGUGGGGAAGGUUAGGGGUGUGGCUUGGGGAGGGGAGUGGUGGGCCUGGGCUUUCCUUGUGCCCUCCGGGAGGCAUCCAGCAAGUGACCAUCAACCAGAGUCUUCUGACCCCACCGAAGAUUGAGAUCGACCCCCAGUUCCAAGUGGUUCGGACUCAGGAGACCCAACAGAUCAGAGUCCUCAACAACCAGUUUGCUUCUUUCAUUGACAAGGUGAGGUUCCUGGAGCAGCAGAACAAGGUCCUGAAAACCAAGUGGCACUUGCUGCAGCAGCAGGGGUCGAGUGACAGACCCCAGGGCCUGGAGUCUUUCUUCGAGGCCUAUCUGGUCCAGCUCAAGACACAGCUGGAGCGGCUGCAGAGGGAACGAGGGUCUCUGGACGCCGAGCUGAAGUCCUGCCAGGGCCAGGAGGAGGAGUAUAAAGCUAAGUAUGAGUGUGAGGCCCAUAAGCGUGCCACACUGGAGAAUGACUUUGUGGUCCUCAAAAAGGAUGCAGACGGGGUUCUCCUGAGCAAGAUGGAGAUGGAAAGCAAGGUGGAGGAUCUGAAAGAGUACAUCUGCUUCCUGAAACAUCUCUAUGAAGAAGAGCUGGGCCAGCUGCAGACCCAGGCCAGUGACAUGUCCGUGGUGUUGUCCAUGGACAACAACCGCUGCCUGGACUUCAGAGACCUCAUCGCCGAGGUCCGAGCCCGGUAUGAGGAGAUCACCCGGACCAGCAAAGCUGAAGCCGAGCUGCUGUACCAGACCAAGUACCGGGAGCUUCAGGCAUGUGCCCAGCUUCAUGGGAACAGCAUGAAGGAAACCAAAGUCCAGAUCACUCAGCUGCAGCAGACAAUUAAGAAGCUGCAGAGUCAGAUUGAGAACGUCAAGAAUCAGAACGCCAGCCUGCAGGUUGCCAUUGUUGAUGCUGAGCAGCGUGGGGACCUGGCCCUCAAGGAUGCUCAGACCAAGCUGGCCGAGCUGGAGGCCGCCCUGAGAACUGCCAAGCAGGACAUCGCGCGACUGCUGCGUGACUACCAGGAGCUGAUGAGCGUGAAGCUGUCCCUGGAUGUGGAGAUUGCCACCUACUGCCAGCUGCUGCAGGGCGAGGAGUGCAGGAUGUCUGGGGAAUGCGCCAGCCAGGUGACUGUCUCUGUUGGGGGAGGCAGCACCGUCGUGUCUGGAGGAGCAGAUGGUGGCCUGGUGGGCACUUGUGGACUUGGAGGCGGGAAAGGCAGCUUUGGGUCUAGUUGCUCCAUCAUUGUGACUGGUGGCUCUAGCAUCAUCCUGGGCUCUGGGCAGGGCCCUGUUGUGGGCUCUAGCUCUGUGUCGGGCUCUUCCUCUUGCUCCACCAGCCACACUAUCCUGAAGAAGACGGUUGAGUCAAGUCUGAAAACGUCUGUCACAUACUGA
Messenger RNA from Dama dama (fallow deer), 1545 nucleotides. RefSeq names its product keratin 78 (gene KRT78). Gene Ontology annotation, biological process: intermediate filament organization; keratinization. Gene Ontology annotation, cellular component: keratin filament. Gene Ontology annotation, molecular function: structural constituent of skin epidermis. Lineage: Eukaryota; Metazoa; Chordata; Mammalia; Artiodactyla; Cervidae. The record is from RefSeq and is a predicted model, not a curated record. The transcript has 10 exons. Bases 1 to 1545 code for a protein of 514 amino acids.